UCUGAAUCUACAAUGAAAUCAACCAUGAACGCAGAGGAAUUGGUAUUAUAAUUGAGUCGAUAUACCGCGAGAGACUGCACCUCAUGAAUCAGCUGUGUUGAAAGCAUCACCGAAUAAACUGGUAUAUGUCCUGCAAAGCCAUGGCACCGAUUGAUCUGAGCGGCGACUGGAAAAACGUCAAGAACGAGAAUCUGGGCAGCUACUUCCAUGAAGCGAUGAAUCUCAACUUCAUGGCGAGUAUUUUCCUGGCGUCACAAAGUAUGGACCUGGAGAUCAGUCAGGACGGAGACGUCUUCAAAAUCCUCGUUCAGGGUCUCGAGACGUUCAAGUCCAACAUCACCGUGGGGCAGGAGUAUACUGUCAAGAACCCGCUGACCGAAGAGAGGGAUACGUGCCUUGCAGUGUGGGAUGGAGACAAACUACGCAUCGACAGCAAGAGUCCAAGUGCAGGUUCAGGUUGUGUUGUCUAUGAGUUGAUCGACGGACAGCUGGUCCUGACACAGACUCAUGGAACCGGAGACAACGCUGUUGUCUGCAAGAGGAUCUAUGACAAGAAGUAGGUGUUGGAGACAGACGUCUUUUGGGCGUCAACGAUGCGGUGCAAACAUCUUAGACCUAAAACUUGUUAUAAUCAAUGGACGUGCCAAUAGGCCUAUAUAUCAAACAUUAAAUGUUUAACCUCAUUCGAACAUAAAUGGGGCAAAGAAGUCAUAAUGAUAUAGUAUAAAACUAUGGGAUCUGCUAGAGGGCGUAUGGGAUCUCGUAAGUUUAUGAUAUGCAUGCAGUAGGUAUUAGCCGAUCAACACAAUUUUGAAAAAAAAAAGUAAUUCGCUUUUUCAAUUCAGCGCCAAUCUCCUCGAGACGAAUUUCCCGAUACUAUGACGAAUCGGAAUGCUCACAUUUGCGAAUUACACUGGACCAAAUACGAAAUCUAGAAAGGUGUAAAUUCGACAUCGGAAUCUACAAUGGAGCCAAGUAAACGGCUUUCUUGAGCUUGUCUUAGUACUAUGUUUGAAGUUUUAUUCCCGUAACAAACGUGGUGAAGUUGCCGUUGCGAUGGAGGUCUAUUAAAUCCUGUCCUGGCUAAUAUUGGCAGCCGCUCCGGAGGCGCAGC
Messenger RNA from Patiria miniata (bat star), 1114 nucleotides. Its product is annotated as fatty acid-binding protein, heart-like. Gene Ontology annotation, molecular function: fatty acid binding. The record is from RefSeq and is a predicted model, not a curated record. NCBI's taxonomy places the organism in Eukaryota, Metazoa, Echinodermata, Asteroidea, Valvatida, Asterinidae. Gene Ontology annotation, biological process: fatty acid transport. The transcript has a single exon. Bases 126 to 560 code for a protein of 144 amino acids. Gene Ontology annotation, cellular component: cytosol; nucleus.